UCACUAUGAGGACCUGCUCCGCGAGCACAACAUUCCAUUUCAGCCGUUACAUCCUUCGCCGGAUGACCCGACCUCACCCGGUGAGAGGGAGCCAAGCUCAUGCAGAUCCGAGCUUGAACGACCCUCGGAUGCGAAGCCUAAAGCAGUAAAUCUGUGGCAUGCCAUGAAUCAGAGGGUAAUGCAAGUCGCGGAUUGAGAUCGGGAUGACUGGACUGAUGUGCCUCCAGGCAGCAGAUGCAAGGGACUCUGACCCUGACCACGAGGCAAUCCAGGGUGGUCUCAGCCAGGAUGUAAAUCAGGGCGUGAUUACGACUGUCUGGAACCGGAUGUAUCAGCGCGAACUAAAUGAUUAUCUCUUGCUCGGCCCUGCAGCGACCGACAUGGAUCUUGCAGCCGCGCACCCAGACCAGGCCCAAAUCUUUCGACUUUGGCAGACGUAUUUGGAUAACGUUGACCCGCUGCUCAAGGUCACCCACACGCCCACCUUGCAGUCCCGCAUCAUCGACGCCGCAGCCGAUUUAGCGCAGGUCCCUCCGGCACUGGAGGCACUGAUGUUCAGUAUCUACUGCAUGGCUCUGCUGAGUUGCACGGACGGAGACUGCCGGAAGGUGCUGGGCGCUCUUCGCAAAGAGAAACUAGGUAGCUACCAGCUUGCUUGCCAGCAGGCGCUUCGGCGCUGUGAUGUUUUUCGAGCACCCGAUCGCGACAGUUUGACUGCGCUGUUUCUCUACCUGGUGUCUAUACGUCAAGAUACGGACCCCCGGUCGUUGUCCUCCAUGUUGGCUGUGGCUAUCCGCCUCGCGCGCCGGAUGUGCUUACACCAAGAAGCGGCCAACGCUCGCUACCCGGCGUUGGAAGGAGAGAUGCGCCGCCGGUUGUGGUGGUCUCUCAUUCUGUUUGAUAGCCGCAUUUGCGAGACGUUUGACUAUCGAACAGCCCCAUUAGAACCAACCUGGGACUGUCGGCCGCCAGUCAACAUCCACGACUUUGACCUCCGACCCGAGAUGAAGGCAAUGCCUGCCGCACACGACCGGCCGACUGAGGCAAUCUUUGCCGUAGCUCGGAGUGAGAUUGCGGACUUUAUCCGUCAUAGUCCCUUUCAUCUUGAUCUCACGAAUCCACUCCUCCAUCGCAUGGUGGAUAGAUCCCAGCAUCCCAACGACUUAGUCGAGUUCGAGAAUACUAUGGAGCGAAAGUAUCUCGCCUCCUGUAGCCUCGAUAGUCCUCUGCAAUACAUGAUCCUCUGGACGGCACGUGGGACAUUGGCCAAGAAUCACCUCCUCGAAUAUUACACCCAACAGGCGAAAGCCCGUGAAGAGCCGACAGAAUCUGCGCUGGACAAGGCUAUCACACAUGCCCUCACUGUCCUCGACUCGGACACCCGACUGAUGGCCUCUCCACUCACCGUGGGGUAUCGGUGGUUCCUGCUUAUGUACUUCCCGCUACCCGCCUACAUACACAUUCUCCAAGAUCUGCGAAGACGACCGGCGAAACAAACCGAUGCACUCUGGGAAGCAAUGAGUGACAAUUACGAAGCGCGCAAAGUGGGUAGCGGAGCGAACGAGUCGCCUAUCUUUGUAGUCAUCGCACGCCUCGUUCUUCAAACCUGGGAAAAGCGGGAGGCAGCAUCGCCUGACGGGACACUACAGCCACCACGAAUGGUGGUGGAUAUUCGCAGAAAGAUACUUGAAAUGCAAGUCUCCUUCCCCGGUGGCAGUCAUCUGGACACGCUGAAUAGCGGUGCCAUAGCAGCUGGUGGCACGCAGGGAUUUCCGCCCCAACUGAAUGCGAACAUGAGCCCUGAGGCUCACGGUGUCGUGGGCGAACCAGAGAUCCUGGGUUCCACCUGUGCAGAAGCCAUCGACUACGCUGCUUUGCUCGGGUUCAAUCAGGUGGGCAUCGAUCCGAACCAAGUGUACCUGUCUCCGAUGGACUGGAUCUUUGCGCAGCCAUGAAGUCCAAUGCAGAAGCGGCGAUGGCAUGCGCUGACAGCCGUGCAAAAUGGCCCUUCUCAAAUGGGUUAGCGGGAAUACGCGUAUAUGAUUAUAUAAGGAUGCUCUUCCCGCGCACUGGGGCAAGCGACUCCGUACGCCUUGGUCAAUUAUUCUAUCACCAAGCAAGGUACUUAACUAAGAACUGCACAAUGUCUCAACAACAUGCACCCUCCAAUCAGCACGCACUGCGUCUUCUACAGCAAGAGGCAAUGCGGCGAGCACAGGCAGCUCAAGCGCAAUCGGCCGCCAGAAUGCAGCGACCGGCUUUUGGACUCCCCAUGAGUGCUGGCUACUACAAUGAUCUUCCCAUCAGCUCUCCC
Aspergillus japonicus CBS 114.51 is the source of this 2314-nucleotide messenger RNA. Its product is annotated as fungal specific transcription factor domain-containing protein. Bases 204 to 1955 code for a protein of 583 amino acids. The transcript has 3 exons. The record is from RefSeq and is a predicted model, not a curated record. Gene Ontology annotation, biological process: DNA-templated transcription. NCBI's taxonomy places the organism in Eukaryota, Fungi, Ascomycota, Eurotiomycetes, Eurotiales, Aspergillaceae. Gene Ontology annotation, molecular function: zinc ion binding; DNA binding.